Molecule: messenger RNA, 1702 nt
Organism: Coffea arabica (coffee)
Lineage: Eukaryota; Viridiplantae; Streptophyta; Magnoliopsida; Gentianales; Rubiaceae
Product: F-box only protein 8-like
Molecular function (GO): protein binding
Source: RefSeq, a predicted model, not a curated record
GCAUCGGGGUAAUUCAGCACAAUUAGGAUAUAUCUUUAAAGCAAGCAGGAAUCCUGCUAGAUAUCCUAAUAGGACAAAUGGAGAAGAUGUCCGAAAUCCCCUUUAAGUCUCAGAAUUUGGGAAAUAGAUGCGACUGUGCCAUUGAGAAGUGCGAGAGGGUUUAGCUAAAUUUCACAAAAUUAACCAGGAGGAUGAAGGGAUCAAAGAUGGAUGAUGAAGAGAUGGAAAAGGGAGAGAGGCAGCUGAUGAGGAAGAGGAAAAGAACUGCUGGGAUUGUUGUCGUCGGUGAAUCAAGAGCCAUGCUAGAUCAUCUACCUGAUGAACUGCAAUCCGAUAUUCUGACUCGGCUUCCGGCCAAGAAUCUUCACCAGUGCAUGUGCGUCUCCAAGGCCUGGUGCUCAAUCGUCCGGGAUCCUCCAUUCUUGAGGGCUUACUUAAGACAGCAACCCCAUGGCAGCCUCCUCGUCUCUAUCACUGAUGCCAGAGAUUACAAAGGUGACAUGUGGUUUCCUGAAAACCCUAUAGGUCUAGCUGUCUAUUACUCGCCACUCCUUCGAGUUCAGGAUCAGGGCCGGAAUCAGGUUCAAUGUCCGCAACCAUUUCUUAGCUUGGUUAAAAUCCCGUCUUUUGAUUUGUUCAAGGGAGUCACUAAAGUGGUGAAUGGGCUUGUUUGUGCUUAUGGGAGUAUCGGUGCCAUGGUCUGCAGUGUCGGUACUCGGGAAAUCGUGUGGCUUCCAGAAAUUAGUGGGUUCCGCAAUUCCGCUUAUGAAGAUUAUUACUUUGGGUACCAUCCUGGCAAUGAAGUCUACAAGUUGCUCAAGAUAAGCAAGUCUAAUUCUAAGCAGGAAGCCCACAUUCUGACGCUAGGCCGCGAUUCUUCUUGGAGAAAGCUGGCUAUUGGGCUUGAUGGGUCUUCUGAAAGAUUACCGGCUGACAGCUUCUUGUGUAAUGGAGUCCUUUACUGGGUGAUGCAUGGCCUGGUUGAGCGGCUGGGGCUGAUUUCUUUUGAUCUGAAGACGGAGAAGUUCCAAUUCAUUGAACCCCCCAAGCACCCCAUAUUUUCGUCCAGGCAAAGCUGGUGGAUACCCACGAAAUUCAGGGGACGGCUGGCUCUGUUAGUUUAUGGUUUCUGGAAAAAUGCAGAAGCUGAAUGUUUUUCCAUUUAUACACUGGAAAAUUGCGAUGAUCGUGGUUCUAGUUCCUGGGAUAGGCAUGCCAUCCCCACACCCCCUGAGUUUCGAGGUGCAGGUAGAUUUUGUGCACAACUUGUUGGCAACCUCCCCACAGGCCAGAUAUUGCUGACAGAUAUGCAUAUUUGGAAGCAUUGUGAUGAUUUCAUACCAAUAUAUUCUUAUGAUGACCAGAGAAACGAGUUCGAGAAGUUUAUAGUUGGCAGUAUCCCUCAGGAGACUAUUCGUGCUCUAGGAUUUACUUUUAGGUUAUCCUAUAUGGCACAGGAAAAUGUUGUAUCAUUGGCUGUCUUGUUUCGUAAGUGGGUGAAAUCAAAAGUAAAUGCAUCCACCAGUUAGUUGUGGUUUUGUCACAACUAUGGUUGUGAUGCUCUAAAAGAUAGGCAGAGAGGAAUGGUAGCAGCAGCUGUUGUUAAAUGAGGCAGAGUGAGUGAAUUGCUUGUAAUAUUCUUACAUGAAAUUGUUCAUUGCAGCGAAGAAUAGCAUUUUUCUGUGGCUAGAUGCAUUCAAGA